GUUACUAUACGACAGCGACGAGCUCUGUUGCGGUUGUUGUUUAUCGACUCCUUCCACAGACCACUGUAAACGCUUGAACGUCAAUCACGUACGUUUUUAUGAAAAAACUCGUCGUUUCUAAUUUUUUUACUAGAAGUACAUUAUAGAGAAGUUUUAGUGAAGUUACUUUUAAGAGCUAAGAAUAAUUUGAUUGGUUUGAUUCUUCGAAGUACAACGUCUCAUUUGGUAAGGUGAUAAAUAUCAAUAAUAGAAUGUCUCACACUGUGACAGUUACAAGAACUACAACGUCUACGACAUCGGCAAUUAUUUUGAAUACUGGUUAUGUAAAAUCUGCACCUGGCCUUUUAAAAUUGAUCGAAGUUAUUCUCGGAGGAAUUAUCUUAUUUAUGCUUUUUAUUAAAAGAAAUGAAUUAUGCAGAUGUUGGAUCUUUGACUACAAUACUCCAUACUUUUUUUUCUCUUCUAUAGUUGCUACAUUUUGCAUAACAAGUCUAAUAUUGUUGAUUUCAUGUUUACUAUCUAUUUCAACUGGACCUAUUAUAUCAAAAACAAACUUUGAAUUCAUUUAUCAUGGAACUGGAUUUGUACUUCUAUUGAUUGUAGCUAUAUAUUUAUUUGCUGAACAAAAUGAAAAAAAGAUUGAAAAUCUUUUCCUUUCAUCAUCAAUUAUAGCGAUGAUUAUGUCUGCACUGUAUUUAUUAAGCGCAAUUUGGGGAUACCGAUCAUACAAAGGCCCAUAAUACAUUUUUUAUGACAAAAAUGAUUGAAUAAUCAUUCACAAUAUAGCAAUGAAAAAUCAACUCGCACUUUGCUGCCACAUAUUGUAGCUUAAUAUAAUUAAAAAUAAUUGCUAAAAAUUUUAUUUUUUGAAAUUUCAAAUCUUAAUUAUAUUUUAAAACGUUCCUCUUCUGUGCGAUGAAAUUGAAGUAUUAACAUAUUCGGUUAAGUUAAUAAAUAAUCUUUUCUUAAUGAUUUUUUAAUAUUAUUUACGUAUUUAUAUAAUUAUUUAAUGUUAUAUUGUUUGUAUUUAUUUGUUGUCUUCUUGAUACUAUCAUGUUGUAAGGAAUUUAUGUCUUCGAUCAUAUAUACUGGAUUGAUAAAUAGCAUAAUAGAAUAGUAUAAUAUCAGCAAAUGUAAUGCAAAAAUAAGCCAUAGUAUUUUUUAAUACUAAUUGAAUAGUUAAUAAGUCAUAAAUUUUUUUUUUAUAUUUCAAUUAAAUAUAAACUUUUAAUUGGCGUCUCCAUCAGCAUAGAUUCUCAUAUAUAUUCUAGGUAUCCUAUGCACAUAUUAUCCAAUGUAUAUGAUCUAAGGUUUUAAAUUUUUACCUGGUUUUGCGUACCAAAUUAUUUUUGCAUUUGAAUAUAUUAAUAUUCACAAUUAUAUUCUUUAAGUGAUUUCGCUGUGCCUUGAGAUUUCUAAAUUAAUAUUGUAUUUAAUUUUUAGAAAUAUAUUUUGUAUAAGAGUUAAGAAUCAUAUAUGUGAGCUUUACUUUUGUACUGAUUGUACAACGUAAAAUAAAUAAAAAAUGUUGAUAAUUUAUUUGUGAGAGCUUAACACAACUAUAACAAGCUUUAGUUUUUUAAAUGAUUGAAGUUAAAUAAUUAUUAAUUAAGUUUAAGUAAUUGUUUUAUUUAUCAUUUAUGUGUGUUGUCUUUUUACAUUUGUUCAGAUGUAACGCAUUUAAUAUAUUAUAAUUUCAAUUUCAGUCGCAUUUAUUUUUAAGUAUAAACAUUUAUUAAAAUAGAGUAAAAUAUUA
Messenger RNA from Daktulosphaira vitifoliae (grape phylloxera), 1756 nucleotides. RefSeq lists its product as uncharacterized. NCBI's taxonomy places the organism in Eukaryota, Metazoa, Arthropoda, Insecta, Hemiptera, Phylloxeridae. The coding region runs from base 252 to 740 and encodes 162 amino acids. The record is from RefSeq and is a predicted model, not a curated record. The transcript has 5 exons. Gene Ontology annotation, cellular component: membrane.